This is a messenger RNA of Onychostoma macrolepis, 1337 nucleotides long. It is a transcript of the gene npb, whose product is annotated as neuropeptide B. NCBI's taxonomy places the organism in Eukaryota, Metazoa, Chordata, Actinopteri, Cypriniformes, Cyprinidae. The transcript has 2 exons. Gene Ontology annotation, molecular function: G protein-coupled receptor binding. Gene Ontology annotation, biological process: feeding behavior; G protein-coupled receptor signaling pathway. The record is from RefSeq and is a predicted model, not a curated record. The coding region runs from base 39 to 437 and encodes 132 amino acids.
UCAUAGAUCACAACAAACGCGUUUGGGUCCAGUGCGCAAUGGAGAGAUCCGUCAGAUCCGUGUUGGUGUUCGUGGCUGUUUCCAUCCUCAUCUCCAGCCAUCCUACAGACGCCUGGUACAAGCAGUCCACCGGGCCGAGCUACUAUUCCGUCGGGAGAGCCUCGGGUUUGCUGUCCGGGAUCCGGAGGUCGCCGUAUGUGCGCAGAUCUGAGACAGAAUCAGCGCUGGACAGCAGCGAGACCCCCGACGUCUCCAACAGCGCGAUGCCCGACUUCAGCAGCAGACAAACUCCAGUUCUUAAAAACAUGGCCAUCUGCGUAAAGGACAUUUCUCCAAACCUACAGAGCUGCGAGCUGGUUCAGGACGGUUCGAGCACGUUUCGGUGCAAAGCAGAAGUGUUUCUCUCGCUCGAUUCGCUGGACUGCUUCACCUCCUGAGCGGAACCCGUCUCUCUCCCUCCCCGACCCAAAGUCUCUUCCAUUUCAGGAGUAUUUACAGCCAAGGCAGUGAGGCGCGCUGUUGACAUUGAAUGUUUACUUGAUUUACACCAGGGAUGUUCAGCGCUGCUCCUGAAGAUAUACUUUCCUGCAAAGUUUAGUUAUGUACCAAUAAUAAUCAUUUUCAUUAUGAGUGAUAUUUUAAAUCUAUCCACCUUAUUUCGAAGCAGCGAAAGUUCUGUGAAUGUGAGAGAGAUUCGAUUCAUUCGCUGUAAGAAAAAAGGCGGGAACGGGAAUAAUAAUAAUCAAGUAAACAGUAAAACAAUUUGUUCUACAAACCAGUAUGUUCAUAAUUACAACACAGCAUUAAAAUAAUAUGAGAAUAUAUGCAAGUUUGCAAUAUCAAGCAGCAUAAAGAGCCGCUAAAAAUAAUCGGAAGUCUUGCACAUUCAAAUUACAUAAUGGCAGCUCUUACAUAAGUUAAAAAUAAGUUGGACACGGUUUUGUGAUACACAAAAACCCCUUAUUCUUCUUAAAAUGAAAUUUGGUCAUCAAGACAUAAAAUGUACAGUAAAGAGAUUGAUUUUAGUUUAGUAUAUAGCAAAGCGAAGUCAAACCGAAUUCAAGUCACUCCCAGUGUGAACACACUUAGUUUCAGCUUUAUUUUGGAGGAAAAUAGAUCUUGGAGAGCAGUUCUGAGCACCCCCUGGUUCACACAAUGUGAAGUUUGCUGCUUUAAAUUUGUAAAUGGAAAAAUAGGAAAUCCACAGAAACAAAACAGAGAGGUAUUUUCUGUUCGAUUUGUUCUCCUCUGUGCCCACCCGUCUCCUGUACCAACUUCCAGAUGUAUUAAAUGUUCAUAAAAAGAGUUCACUGUUAUGAGCAAAAACUUUCAAAGAU